AUGUCAGUUCUGGAACAGCUCAAGAAAGUGACGACAGUUGUCGCCGAUACUGGAGAUUUCAAUGCAAUGAAGGAGUUUCUACCCACAGAUGCGACAACCAAUCCUUCACUGAUCUUGAGUGCUUCGAAAAUGGAGAAGUACGCUCCUCUAGUUAAGGAGUCAAUAGCGUACGCCAAAGAGACUGGGGCUUACAAGACUCCAUCGCAGGUGCUCGAGCUGGCAAUGGAUCGAUUGUUUGUAGUGUUCGGGAAAGAGAUUCUGAAACUUAUUCCUGGUAGGGUUUCGACAGAAGUUGAUGCUAGGCUGUCAUUUGAUACGAACGCGUCCAUUGAAAAGGCGUUGUCUCUGAUUGAUCAGUACGAAAAGCUUGGUAUCUCAAAAGAACGUGUUCUGAUUAAGUUGGCAUCUACUUGGGAAGGUAUUGAAGCAGCUAGAAUACUUGAGUCAAAGCACGGAAUUCAUUGCAAUAUGACCUUACUGUUUAAUUUCGAGCAAGCCGUUGCUUGUGCAGAGGCGAAUGUGACCCUUAUUUCGCCUUUUGUGGGUAGGAUUUUAGAUUGGUACGCUAAAAAUACCGAUGGAAAGAAGUACGACCGUCAUAGUGACCCUGGAGUACUGAGUGUAAAGCGUAUUUUCAACUACUACAAGAAACAUGGAUACAAAACUCAAGUGAUGGCGGCAUCCUUCAGAAAUACUGAACAAAUUAAAGGCCUAAUAGGCUGCGAUUUACUCACUAUUAGGUUGGAUUUACCUUAUGCGACUCUAUCUUACAAGGCUUUUUAA
Messenger RNA from Angiostrongylus costaricensis, 783 nucleotides. Lineage: Eukaryota; Metazoa; Nematoda; Chromadorea; Rhabditida; Metastrongylidae. The record is from the annotation of a GenBank genome assembly.